AUGCAGUUAAUAACGAUUGAUGGUGAUGCAGAUCUCAAAAUACAUAACAUUUCAAUUUUACCAUCUGAUCAAUGUGCUAAAGAUGAUCAAUUGGCAUCUGAAUGUUGUUGUGGUGAUGGUCGAUUUUAUCACUAUCCCACAAAAAGUUGCAAAUUAUCACAAAAUGUUGGCUUUAUGUUCAGUCGAUUGAAUGAUUCUUGGUCUCAUAUGAUUGUUUACGGAUUUGUUUAUCCGUUAAUUGUUAUCAUAAUGAUUGCUCCAUUAUGUGCGAUACUUCUUGGUAUGGGUAAACGUGAAAAACGUGAAGGCGAUCGACGUUUUCCUAAUCCAUUAUAUCAAAUGAUAUGGUUAUUAUCAUUUUGUGGAUGGAUUAGCUUACUUUCACCAUUACCUUUCUCCAUAUGGUACUACAUUAUUGGUGAUGGUAUCAGGAGCUUUAAUCAAUCAAUUGUCAUGUGUCACAUGUUUCAAACAACAAUGGAAGUUUUACCUCACACGAUCGACACAAUGAUGACAUUAUUUAGCAUACUUCUCGCUGGUGGAAGAUUUUUAACGCAAUACCAUCGGAAUACAAUAAAAUUACGAACAGUGGAACGUUUUUCACGUGCCAUUUGGACAGUCAUUUUCAUUUGCGCAUCUAUGGGUAUUCUUAGAUUUUUUGAACAUGGCGCUGAUAUUUAUCAAUUCUGUUUAGAUACAGAGCCUGGACCAUAUUUGGCUAGUCGAUGUAUGGUUACCGAUGGUGCCUUAAUUACCAUAAUUAAUCGUCGUUUUUGGAAGAUUGCAUUACCAUUAGCUGAUUUUCUUAUUCAAUUUAUAUUUCCUGGCUUUUUGCUUAUUGUACUUCAUAUUAGUUUUAUCCGUGAACCUAUUAUCGAUUUUGAUAAUAAACAUAAUCGGUUUGGACGUACACCUCGAGAUCAAUCACGAAUUUUGAUUACUGCAGUUACAAUUACCUUUCUUACUGUGCAAAUUCCAACAGCAUUUUUCACAAUAAUUACAUUUACAAUCAAUCAGUUUAACUCAAAUCUUAUUUUAUCACAUAUAUCACUUUUAUUUGCUCAUCUUCAACCACUUCUUUCAAUGAUUACAAUUAUGGCAAAUAAUAGUGCAUUGCUUACUGCAUAUUAUGUUAUUGUUAAAGAUGAUGAUAUUGACGUUGGUGAUUCAUGUACGUCAAUUUCAAGCGAAAAUGAUACACUUCUUAAUGAACAACCAACUCUAUCAAGAUGUUAUUUAAGCGUUAGUUUCGAUAAUUCUUUACUGCCUCACUCACGAAAUGUUAGUCUUAAUGCGCAUGGAUCAGAAGUAUCAAAUCUUUUACCUGUACAUGGAAUACAAUAA
This is a messenger RNA of Brugia malayi, 1344 nucleotides long. RefSeq lists its product as uncharacterized. NCBI's taxonomy places the organism in Eukaryota, Metazoa, Nematoda, Chromadorea, Rhabditida, Onchocercidae. The record is from RefSeq and is a predicted model, not a curated record. The transcript has 9 exons. Gene Ontology annotation, molecular function: G protein-coupled peptide receptor activity. The coding region runs from base 1 to 1344 and encodes 447 amino acids.